CUUGCCAACGACUUUCUGACCCACUCCAUUUCCCGCGAAACGUACACAGCUUUCUCCAUUGAUGGCCAAGAAGCAGCACUUGGAUUCGACCUCCAACUCCGUUGCUUCCUCUGGGAGUGAGAGAGUCUCUCUCUUGAAUAAGGAGGAAAAGAGGAAAGCAGUUGAAGACCAAUCGGCUGAUGGAGUUGCAAUAGACCUUGAGCAUGGGGAUGCAGUAGAGGCAGCAAAUGUUGGAUUUUCUAGAGUAUUUUCACUGGCAAAACCUGAUGCAGGGAAGCUAGUUGUUGGCACCAUUGCACUCUUGAUAGCAUCCACAUCAAGACUUCUAAUUCCAAACUAUGGUGGUAUGAUAAUAGACAUUGUAUAA
Alnus glutinosa is the source of this 367-nucleotide messenger RNA. Its product is annotated as ABC transporter B family member 27-like. The transcript has 5 exons. The record is from RefSeq and is a predicted model, not a curated record. Bases 62 to 367 code for a protein of 101 amino acids. NCBI's taxonomy places the organism in Eukaryota, Viridiplantae, Streptophyta, Magnoliopsida, Fagales, Betulaceae.